Messenger RNA from Pimephales promelas (fathead minnow), 1187 nucleotides. It is a transcript of the gene cinp, whose product is annotated as cyclin dependent kinase 2 interacting protein. The record is from RefSeq and is a predicted model, not a curated record. Lineage: Eukaryota; Metazoa; Chordata; Actinopteri; Cypriniformes; Leuciscidae.
CAGUAGAAGUAGAUAAAAGAAAAAAACACGUGAGUUUGGAGUUUCUGCGAUGUUUUUGAUUUUUACGAAUUAAAAUACUUUGAGUGUAUGAAGGAAUUAAACGACAACUAUACAGAGGAGACACAUUUGCAAAUAGUUAAUUUGCUCUCAGUUAAUAAAUUGCGUUUUGAUGAAAAGCACAACCUAAUUCAGCGUCUGUUUAUGCAUUGGACAUAUUAAUAAUAAAAAAAAUAAUUAUGUCAGAGUCCACGACCCCAGGAAAAAAAGGCAAUUUGACCGGAAGUGCCAGGAAAUUUAAGGACAACGCCGCCAAUUGGCAUAAUCUCAUCCAGAAAUGGGAGCUAUUUAAUGACGACGGAUCCACGAUUGCGACUAAAAUUGUUAAUUUGGGACUGAACAAAAAAUCAAAUAUGGAGUCUGAUAUGGUGAUGGAAGGAGGCAGUUUGGCAGCUGGAGACCCUUCAAAGAAUCUUAAACAGAACAACCAAGAGCUUGAGGAAGAAUGUGUGAAGUUACAAGAUGUUGUGGAUAAAAUGGCAAACAUACUGUCAAAGAUGGAGAAAAUGGUCAGUGAUGAGCGUGGGAUCUGUGAGCUAGAAGCAUUCCAGUAUGGAGAGAAAGGAAGAGCAGAACCACUGUUCCACACGUGGCCCACGCACCAGUUUGCUGAAGUAUCUUCUAAGCUUUACGAGUCAUACAAGCAGGAGUUGGCACUGAAGAAGACCAUACUUCAGGAACUGGCCCACACUUCUAAUACUGAUCUUUCAAUGGUCUACCUGUCAUCCUGGCUGUAUCAACCCUACAUUGACGACAGUGUAAAAUUGCUACUAGAAAGUCUGCUAUUAGAAACAGGUCACAGACCUUUGUAAUUCUGUUUAGAACAGGGGUAUCCAACCCUGCUCCUGCCUAUCGGCUGUCCUGCACAGUUUAUCUCCAACCCUAAUCAAACACACCUGAAGCAACCAAUUAAGGUAUUCAUGAUCACUUGAACAUUAAAGGCAGGUGUGUGUGAUAAGGGUUGGAUGUGCAGGACAGUCGACAGGCAGGAGCAGGGUUGGGCACCCCUGGUCUAGAAUCUAUGCAUGAGAACAAAUUAAAAUAAUAUAUCCCAACAUGUAUAUAGCUUUAAUCCGUUUUAACCUUCAAAUUUUUCUCAGGAAAAAUUAAAUUAUGUUUUUAUACUGUAA